UAGUAGAGACUAGCAACACUCUAACAAUAUGGCGUCUUCCUAUGAAUGGUGAUUUGUUGGGAAACCAGUCUUCACAUUCUGGGAUAAAUAUUAUAUAUUAUUAUUGUCAUUUAGUACGGAAUCUUGAUGUUAUAAUAUCAUAUGGCUAUGAUAGCUAAAAAUCGCAUCAAAAGCGCUUGGACGCCAUUAAGCAAUGAAGAAACAAACAACAAGAUUUUUGAAGAGAGGCAUGAUCUUAUUGCAAAAUGGUAUCAAAAGUGGUCAAAUGAGCAGCGUUGUCGAGUCUUAGAAGAUCUUUUACAAAGCAGUAAGCGUCGACAACUGGAGUUUGUGAGAGAUAUUGUGCAUGAUAAAGUUCCACCUGCCAACAUUGAUUUUACGCGGGUGCUUCCAAGAGUGAUCUCCCUCUACAUCUUUUCUUUCCUUGACCCAAGCGCAUUAUGCCGUGCAUCCCAGGUGUGUUGGUACUGGCAUGACCUUUGUGAGCGUGAUGAGCUAUGGAUGCCAAGGUGUGUACGUGUGGGAUGGUACCUGUCAUUCACCCCCAGCCCUUAUGAGAGAGGGGUUUGGAAAAGAAAUUUCAUUGAGAACAUCAAGAUGUUGAUACUAAUGGCUCCAAAGAAACCACCAAAGAUUGAUCUUGGAAAGCUCAAGGAUCAUCAGCAAGAGAAAAGUAAAAAAAGUCAAAAGAAAGUCCCAGGUCAGGUCCCAUGGAGGGGAUCUGAUCCAGUGCCUAAAGAUAUCUGGCGAAAUAAUUACCUGGAAAAUGAUGAAAUUGUGAAGUCUGUUCAGAAAUUGCGUCAAAGGCGCGUAUAUGGGUCAGAUGCAGACAACAUUAUUACCCAUGCACGGAGCAAAGUAAAUACAGGAAGCAUCAUGCUGAACACAAUGCGACGAUCUCAGUCCCUAUCAAGAGUUAGUGCAGGCAUAUCCACAGCAACUUCAAGUGAAAGACCUAAGUGGGCACAGCAGGCCGAUGAAGCGGUAGGGGGAAAAAUGACUUACUACCACAAAGACGCCAUGAAGCCAAAUGGAAUCAUUGCAACCAUAACACGACCACCACCGGUCAGUCCACCUCCCAAAACACCCAAAUCUAUUCCACGACCUGUGACAGCACGUUCAGCACGUGAUCCUCCAAGCACAGAGCUGUUUCCCUCAAUGCCAUGGAAAGUUCCAGACCAAGCAGAUUCUGACAAUGAUUAAAGACGAGUCUUCUUUUCCUUCUCUUUUCAAGAGGAUUUGUUAUUUUUAUGCGACAGAUCCUGAACAAGAUCUUUGCAGUUUUUUUUUUAGAUGAACCGACUAAAGGAAGAGAAAAUACUAUUCAUUACUAACAGAAAGGAUUGACUGAUUGACUGAAAACUGAAACAUUCAAGUGAAAGAGUGCUCAUCUAUACUACAUUCCAAGAGAGGAUGACUGAUGCCUAAAGGCAAACUUGAAAUUAUGAGAGCAGUCAUUAUUCAAACUUUUCUUUUAUUUGUUGUAUUGACAUCAUACUGAGGAUCCAGAUGUGCUUUAAUCCCAAUAUGUGUUUUUUACAUUCAGUUUCAGUUUAUUUUAUCAUCAUCCCAAUAAUCUCAUUAGAAGUGAAUGUCAUUUUUACUUGUGUUACAAAAAUUCCAUUUUCUAUUUGUUAAUAAUGAAAAUAUUUCUGAAGGAAGGCCCCAAAUCUUUGUUCUUUUUAAUUAAUUUUGAUUUUGGAGUCCAUUGUUUGAUCUGUCAUAAUCCUAGUGAUGUGCUGGACUGUGUUUCUCAUUUGUGACAUUUGGUUUCAAUUCUGUGGUUUCAUCUGAUCUGUUGACUUACAGUCCUUCUUCCACAAUACGAUUUUCAUCUCAUUCCAGUUUCUUGUUUGACAGCGAGAUGAAAUAUGUGCAAUUUGCAAAACUUCUUGAUGACUCAAGGCAGCAACUGUCUACUGCUUGUUUGACCUGCAGAGGUUUAUCCUCAGCAUUCUUGAUCUGUUCUUUCUAAAGACUUCUCCGAUGAUCUAAACUCUCAAUCUUCAACUGCAAAAUGUGUCACCAGGCUACACAGACCAAUCUAGUCCUCCUUUUUCUUCUGUCUCCAUGAAUUCCUUUUCCAUAGUUCAUGCACUUAUUUUUCUUUCAUAGACUUAUUGGAUAACAGAGCACUGUAUUCUUUCAGCUGUUACUCAGAUAAUACUACACUCACUUCCCCUCCACCCAUUCCUAACCCUUUUCUUUCCUGUCAUCUUGGUUGGUUUCUUCAAUUUCCUCCUAUCGUGAUUAUUAUUGUUAUACUUAAUAUUUGUAAAGCGCCUUGAGCUUCCUCAUAGGGUUGGGAUUUCGCACCUUUAUUAUUAUUAUCAAGUCUUUUUCACGUUUUUAGUCAAAGUGUAUGUUACACCUUUUUCAAUAGUGUUGGCAUUUUCAAAAAUCUUGCACUUAGUACUAUUUAAGAGAAAAAUCUGCCAUAAAAUCAAAUAUUUUAACGCUCCUUUAGGCAAUUACUCUGCUACCCAGAAAUGAAGGCCUUGAAUGAAAUUCAGACCAACAAAAUGAUUUAUUGCAUUUGGCAUAUUUAUAUUACAGUAUAGGUCUAGUAACUCAGCCUUAGAACCUCAUACCAUAAUGAAUGAACUUGGUAAUAGCACGCUGUUUUCAUAAAUUGUAUUAUUACUUUUCUUUCUUACCAGCAGGGUUCCAUCAACAUUAGUUUGGGAUUGUAGAAUGCUUUAUGUAUUCUAAGUAUAUUGUAUCCAUACAUUUCAUUUUGUUGAUGUCAAUUAUAAUAUUCCCAUUUCCAAAUAGCCAGGUUAUAGAAGAUUUCCCUACAUAUUCAUAGAAACCAUUCAGCAAUCAGUCCAAAUACUGGAUGGUGUAUGGUAUAUAUCUGGCUCUUAAAUGUUCUUUUUAAAAUUGCUAAAACACUUUAGCAGUAAUGCAAUUGUCAUUCUUAGUCUUUAUAUAAGAUUGUAUAAGAUGUAACCACACUAGGACCUCCACAGUUUUAUUCAUUUGUUGAUCUGUAAGUAGAACUUUUUUUACAAAGUAGCUUUGUGAUACAUGUCUGCUUUUAAUAGUGUACUAUAUUUAUAUUGCAGUUUACUACAGACUUAAGAAACAGGUUUUUUCCUUUUAUAUAUUUCCUAUAUAAAAAUUACACUUCCUACAAAAAAUAUACUUUUUUUUGCUGGGCUUUGAAGUAACACCAAAUCAUAUUGUCAUUUGAAGCCAUUGUUUCCUUUUGUUGUUUUCCUUUCAUUCUCAUGUUACCUACUUUGAUUCACACUUGAUGUUCAUUAGCUAGCAACAAAAAGGACAGAAAUAACCAUAUAAUUUUUUAUGAUAUGAUGAUAAUGAUGAUGAUGAUGUAAAAGUAUGACUUUUGAAGUGCAAAAUCGUGUUCAUAUAGGAGCGUGUACUUAGAUAAAAACCAAAUGUACAGUAUAUACAAGAAUGGGCAACAAUAGGGGAAAAAAUGCUUGACAUGCUGUGAAGACAUAGAGAUAUUAGGUACAUUAAAGUAGAAUGCAGUGAUGACAUUAGGGUAAGAUACAGUGAUGACAGGUAAAUUAAUCUACAGGUGCAUAUCUACAGAAUAUUUGCAAAAUUCCUGUAGUCCAUCUCCCUCAACCUCCACUGUCAGUGAAUUAUUUGAGACCCUUGAUAUUGCUUACAGUCCUUGUAUGCACACAGUCUCAUUGAGACUUAUGUGGGUUUUUUUUUUCUUCAAUAUUUAAUGUGAAGACUGCUUCAUCAUCCUGAGAUCAUGUAUAAAUCAUACAUUGCAAAAAAAAAAAGUCUUCAAUCAUCAGAACUUUUUUAAAUAAAAUUAUUUCUUUUUCUUUCUACUUAAUGGUAAUAAAAAAUUAUUAAUAUUAACACAUCAGCAUGAUAGUAAAUUCAUAAUUUAAUGUAUGAAGCCAAUUAUUUUUAAAUGCCUGCUUAAAGAAAUCUGUGGAUUAUGGCAUAAUCCGUCCUUAAGUAUUAUUGCCAUACCCAUCAUGUCUGUGAUUAUAGUUUACAAAAGGUAUUUAAAUAAACUAUGUAAAAUAUG
Pomacea canaliculata is the source of this 4024-nucleotide messenger RNA. Its product is annotated as F-box only protein 16-like. The record is from RefSeq and is a predicted model, not a curated record. The transcript is spliced from 8 exons. Gene Ontology annotation, molecular function: protein binding. Lineage: Eukaryota; Metazoa; Mollusca; Gastropoda; Architaenioglossa; Ampullariidae. Bases 142 to 1203 code for a protein of 353 amino acids.